GGAAAACUAACCAAGGAAAGAAUCAGAGGAAGUGCGGCUGCCAUUUUACCAAACAAUUUGGAAAGCAUUGAGCUUCGAAACUCACAAGUGUUGUCAUUGUUGCUAAGAAUAUGAACUGAGCACAAUUCCUUUGUUUGUCCUCCAGAAGUAUUCAAAAGGGCAGCUUGAACGAGAAGGAUAACGGAAUGAAGAAAUCCUAAUUUAAUCAGUAUACUAAGUAGCAGAGCAGAAAAAAAUCUGGAGCAGAAAAAGGAGGUGCACAGUUUUUUGAAGUGUCACAGAGAAUGCAACUUACAGUUAUUGAAUGGGGCCCUUCCUGCUUUUCGUUGUUGUGGUGAAAGUGUGGUCAUCUUUUUGACAAGGAUCAAAGGACAAUGGAGUCCAACACCCUUGGAAAAGCUGCAACACUGGAUGAACUAUUAAAUACCUGCAUUAAAAUGUUUGAUGUCAAAGGGGAGCUGAAUGGCAAUAAUUUGCCGAGAACUUUUCUUUUAAUGCAUCGAUGGUAUCUGUCAUCCACAGAAUUGGCAAAUAAACUUCUCUCCCUAUAUAGAAAUGCCAAUGGAGGAAACUGCAGUGAAAUCCGCUUAAAAAUCUGUUACUUUAUGAGGUACUGGAUUUUGGAAUUUCCUGCAGAAUUUAAUCUGGAUCUUGGUUUGGUUCAUCUGACUGAGGAGUUUCAAGAAUUAGCUUGCCAUCUAGGUUAUGAAGAACAUAUACACCUUAUUGACAUUUCUAGCAUACCCUCUUAUGAUUGGAUGAGAAGAAUCACACAAAGGAAAAAAACAUCCAAGAAAGGAAAAGCUUGUCUAUUGUUUGAUCACCUGGAACCCGUUGAAUUAGCAGAACAUCUCACUUUUUUGGAGUAUAAGUCUUUCCGAAGGAUCUCUUUUACAGAUUAUCAGAGCUAUGUGAUCCAUGGUUGCCUGGAGAACAAUCCAACUCUGGAAAGAUCAAUUGCUUUAUUUAAUGGCAUCUCAAAGUGGGUCCAAUUGAUGGUGCUGAGCAAACCAACUCCUCAACAAAGAGCAGAAGUUAUCACAAAAUUCAUCAAUGUUGCACAGAAACUUCUUCAGCUUCAAAAUUUCAAUACACUGAUGGCUGUUGUAGGAGGCCUAAGUCACAGUUCUAUUUCACGUCUGAAAGAAACUCAUUCUUAUCUUUCUUCAGAAGUUACCAAGGAUUGGGAUGAAAUGACUGAACUGGUCUCUUCCAAUGGAAACUACUGCAACUACCGCAAAACAUUUGCAGACUGUAUCAACUUCAAAAUCCCCAUUUUAGGAGUCCACUUGAAGGAUCUAAUAGCAGUUCAUGUAGUUUUUCCAGACUGGAUCAAUGAGGACAAAGUCAACCUUGUGAAAAUGCAGCAGCUUUCAGUCACUUUGAGUGAGCUGGUAGCUCUGCAGACAGCAUCCCACCAUCUUGAGCCAAAUAUGGAUUUAAUUAAUCUACUGACGCUUUCACUGGAUCUCUACCACACAGAAGAUGAUAUUUAUAAGCUUUCACUGGUGCUAGAACCUAGAACAUCUAAAUCACCUACCUCUCCAACAACCCCUACUAAGCCAGGAGUACCCCUGGAGUGGGCAUCUGGUGUAAUACCAAAGCCUGACCCAAGUGUUAUUAAUAAACAUAUCCAAAAGCUAGUUGAUUCUGUUUUUAAGAAUUAUGACCAUGAUCAUGAUGGCUAUAUUUCACAAGAAGACUUUGAAAGUAUAGCGGCAAAUUUUCCUUUUCUGGACUCAUUCUGUGUAUUAGACAAAGAUCAAGAUGGUCUUAUCAGCAAAGGAGAAAUGAUGGCAUAUUUUCUAAGGGCUAAAUCACAGCUACAGUGUAAAAUGGGACCAGGUUUUAUACAUAACUUCCAAGAGAUGACCUAUCUUAAGCCAACCUUCUGUGAACAUUGUGCUGGAUUUCUCUGGGGUAUAAUCAAGCAAGGCUACAAAUGCAAAGAUUGUGGUGCCAACUGCCAUAAACAGUGCAGAGAUCUGCUCGUUCUAGCUUGUAGGAAAUUUGCCAGGGGGACUUCACUGAACAGUGGUCACGGUUCUUUGCCCAAUAGUCCAUCACUGCCUGCAGUACAAGAUGAAGUAUUUAAAUUCCCCACUGUAAGCCCACGAAAUCAGGAUCUUGAUAGCAGAGCAAUCACGCUUGUAACCGGCUGCUCUCAGAAGAUUUCAGUACAUCUCCGGCGGGUAACCACUAGUCAAGCAACUCAGACAGAACCACUGUGGAAUGAACCAGGUUGGGGUGAUUCAGGAUCACACACUUUCCCCAAAAUGAAAUCCAGGUUCCAUGGUAAAUCUGGAAAGAAUAAAGGUUUUGCAAAAUGGGAGAAUGAAAAGUCUAACAUUCCAGUCAACAGGGACACAACAGUGCGUGUGAUGGAUCAAAAUGGAACAGAAACUCUCCUAGAAAGACAGGAAGUCAAGGCUUGUUGAUCUGCUGCAGAAAAUCUGCUGUCAGAAGAUAGUUCAAGAAAAGUGUGAUAUUUUAUAAAUCGCCUGGAUAUGGCUGAACUUCAAACCAAUGUUACAUUCAUCAGAUUUUAUCAUUGGUGACAGUUGCUUAAUGACAAGAGUACACUAUUUAUUUUCUCACACAAGUAAUUUGAUCAAUCUUGCACUGAUGGAGAAGAAAGGAACAUUAUAACUGCAGAACAUCCGCAAUUCUGUUGCCAGCAUCAGAAUCCUGGCUCUGGAUCUAUCACUACUAAAACUAUCACUACCAAAAUCAUAUGGGCUUAUAGACGUGUCAGUUACCAAAAUUCCUGGAUCCAAAUUUUGUCAACCUUCCACAUUCUGAGGCAUCCCCCAUCAACAACUGAAAACUGAUUUUCUAUCUGGAACUAAGAGCUCAGAUUCCCCAGUGGCUGCAUUCACAUAUUAAGAGUCAUUAGGUCAAGGGUUUUCUUUAAAAAGUAUUAUUUCUCAACACAAAUAUGAAGCUAUCUAAAUUUUUAUAUUCAGUUUGUGAUAAUCCACAAUGUGUGCUUCCUACUUAAUUCACAGAACUGGAUGAAAUCAGAUUAUAUACUUUGGCACACAAAGAUUGUGGAAUUCAGGUGGUGUAAUUUAGCCUAGCUUUCUUCAAUCUUAAUAUCUGCCAAGUGCAGUUCACAAUUCCCAUCGUCCCCAGCAUGGCUAAGAGCCAACUACACCUGGAAAGCACCAAGCUAAAGAAGUCUGAAAGAAGAAUAAAAGUUGGUCUUUCACUGUUUCCUAGAAUGAUGUAAACAUGUAUUACAUUUAAUUUCAUGGUUGUUGGAGCGGUUUUGUUGGUUUUUACACCUUUUAGCAAACUGGAAAUAAACACUGGAUUUUAUAAAUAGCAAA
Pantherophis guttatus is the source of this 3332-nucleotide messenger RNA. RefSeq names its product RAS guanyl releasing protein 3 (gene RASGRP3). Gene Ontology annotation, molecular function: calcium ion binding; guanyl-nucleotide exchange factor activity. Gene Ontology annotation, biological process: Ras protein signal transduction. The record is from RefSeq and is a predicted model, not a curated record. Gene Ontology annotation, cellular component: plasma membrane. Lineage: Eukaryota; Metazoa; Chordata; Lepidosauria; Squamata; Colubridae.